Messenger RNA from Ooceraea biroi (clonal raider ant), 8827 nucleotides. RefSeq names its product WD repeat-containing protein 20. Gene Ontology annotation, molecular function: protein binding. The record is from RefSeq and is a predicted model, not a curated record. NCBI's taxonomy places the organism in Eukaryota, Metazoa, Arthropoda, Insecta, Hymenoptera, Formicidae.
CAACCCCAGCUUGCCCUUAAUUCUACAAAAUCGGACAUUCAUGUUAUAUUCUGCUCGACUGCCAUUCACGCAAAUCUUGACGCGUGCUGCACGGGGCACCGACAAUCCCGAUGCGCGAGCCUGGCAGCACGAACAGCCGCUGCCACUCGGUAAAUGCACUGCACGGGCAGUUUCGUGGUAGUACUUUGACACCCCGGUCGCGUUUACGCCGUGGAGUGGAGAAAAAGGGGGAGAGAGAAAGGGAGAGACGGAGUUAACCGAGCAGCCGGCGGCGAAUCGCGGAGGACGUUGCGGGUCUUUCGGCGGUUUGCGGUUGUACGGGUCCGGUGGCUGCGCCGAACGUAGCCGAUAGCAGCCGGCGGAGCUCGCGUCACGCGCGUCAGGUUGCCCGCGGACGAGCGGGCACGGUUUGCGAUCGAGUGGAGCGCACGCCGCACGCACGAGCGCGACGCGAACGCGCACGAGCACGCAUGCACGCGCGCGACGGGGCACGAACGGCGAUCGGGCGGGCAGUCGGUCGAUCGGUCGCUCGCUCGGGCGGACAGUCGCGGACGCGGAGCAGCGAGCAACGCGCGAGCGUAACAACGGCGGGCUAGAAACCAGCAGCGGACCUACGAGCGACCUUCCCUGCGCGUCUGAUGAGCUCCUCCGUCGCGCCGCUGCUGGUGGUAAGAUGGCUGUGCAGCUGGACGGAGGAGGGAAGGAGGACCUGAAAACACAGUUCGUCACGCGGGAGGGCACCUACAAGCUGAUGACCCUGUCGGAGUACUCGAGACCGAACCGGGUCGGCUACACCAACAGCCAGGGCAGCGCAUCCGUCAGGGUGUCGUUCGUCACGCUGCCGGACCCAGCGGACCCCACGGGCGCGCAGGGCCUCGGCGACCGAAUGUGCUUCAAUUUCGGCAAGGAGCUGUACGUCUACGUCUACCGCGGUGUCAAGAAGGCAGUGGAUUUGAACAAGCCAGUGGAUAAAAAGUUGUACAAGGGAACUAAUCCGACCUGUCACAACUUUAAUCAGACGACAGCGACGGCGGACAGUGCUCCGUUGCUGGUGGGAUUUUCCACGGGACAGAUACAACUGAUCGAUCCAAUAAAAAAGGAACUCAGCAAGUUGUACAAUGAAGACAGGCUGAUAGACAAGAGCAAAGUGACGUGCAUAAAGUGGGUUCCCGGGUCGAACAACCUGUUCCUGGUGUCGCACAGUUCCGGCCAAUUGUACCUCUACAACGAGGAACUGCUCUGCGGUACUACGGCGCCGCAUUAUCAGUCAUUCAAGUCGGGAGACGGAUAUGCCAUAUACACGUGUAAAACCAAGUCUACCAGGAACCCGUUGUAUCGGUGGGUAAUUGGUGCGGAGGGUUGUUGCAUAAACGAGUUCGCCUUCAGUCCGUGUGGCACGAACUUAGCGGUGGUGUCUCAGGAUGGAUUUUUGCGGGUUUUUCAAUACAAUACGAUGGAGUUGGUCGGUUCAGCGAGGAGUUACUUCGGCGGGUUUCUGUGCGUGUGCUGGUCGCCGGACGGACGUUACGUCGUGGUGGGCGGCGAGGACGACCUGGUGACCAUUUGGAGUUUCCACGAGAAACGCGUGGUAGCGCGGGGGCAGGGCCAUCACAGCUGGGUGAGCGUGGUCGCGUUCGACCCGUACACCACGUCCUACGGCGAUCACGAUCCGGACUUCAGCGGUUCGGACGACGAGACGACGAUGCCGCACAAUAAUCAUAAUCACUUCCAUGAAUCGAAAUCGCAUCGUUUAUCGACGACCUCGCAGGGAGGCGGCGGUGGCGUUCACUCGAACCGGAACUCCUGCAGCUCGGAACUAAGAAUGUCGGGCGGCACGUGCUACAGGUUGGGCAGCGUGUCGCAGGACACCCAGUUAUGUCUGUGGGAUAUAACGGAGGACGUGCUGAGGCAACCGGUAUGCGCCAAGCAGAGACCGUCCGUGGCUGGCGGUAAUACGACUGGCGCCAAUCUGUCCUCGUCGGGCACGUUCAACAGUGGUAACGGGGCGACGGCUACGGCGAACCAUCACUCGAACUCGAAUGCUAAACACAAUAACUCGAACAACGUAAACUACAAGGAGAACGCGAGUGGUAAUAACGAAACUAGUAACAAUAGCGCGAGCACGAACGCCGCGGUGGCGACUGUAAACUCGCUGACGCAAAGGCUAGCGGGUCUUGGCUUCGGCGAGCGUAAGGGUGAUAAUCACAAGAGAAACUUUAGCCUCACUAUGCGAGGCAGCACCGGUGCGGCGGCAGCAACGACGGCGACGAGCAACAGCACGGCUGCAGUCGUGCAAAACAGUGGUGGCGACAAGGCGAGCACCGGCAACUCGACGAACACGAGUAGUAGUCUGAAUAACAGUGUCGGCAGUGCGGGUUUAGUAGGCGGGGCGGGGAACAAAAAGGUUAGUUCGGUGAUGGACGAUCCUAUGAGGUUGAUAGGAACCGCCUGGUGUCCCAGGUUCGACGAGUGCCCGGUCCUCGAGCCGCUGGUGUGCAAGAAGCUCGCGCACGAGAGACUGACUGAAUUAGUGUUUAGGGAAGAUUGCUUCGUGACAGCGUGUCAGGACGGAUACGUGUACACGUGGGCGAGACCCGGCCACAUGGUAGGUCCUCUCACGAUAAGCAGCACUCUGCACAGGCCAUCGCAUCAUCAUAGCAACAAUCCCUACACUACUAGCAAUAUCAAUUCCAUGCGAUGUAAUGACCUCUGAUGUCGAGAACCCAUCUCUCCAAAUCGUUAUUUAGCAAGUCCAACAAGUAGAGUCUGUUAGCUUAUUGCAAAUCCGGAUCCUGUAUAUAUACAUUAAUUAGAGUUAGAUGAAUGAUGUUAUCGUGAGAUGAGUGAACAGAAAGACUUGUAACGUCUGUGGGUCUUCCUUAUCGUGGCGGCGGAAGGGCGUCCCGGGCACGAGCGGUAGUUCUGAUUCCCGAGUAUUAGAACAAGACACAUUGACAAAUUCGGUAUUACCUUGCCGGGUGUUUGAUACGACGAUAGCGUCGCUGUUAUUUAAGUUUUAUAUAUUACAAUCAGUAUAUUUAAUCUUAGAGAGUCUUUAUUCGCGUUCUAUGACCUUAGGGUACGUAACUUGCGUUCGAGUUCUACUAGUAUUGGGAGGUGCCAUCGAAGAGGAAGCAUUGAAGAUUUUCUAGUAUUUUUCUCUAAGUUUAUAUCGUACAUGAAUUACACAAGUACGUGGACGGACGAUACUAUGAGUGAACGAGUUUGUAGCUUAGAGCGUAGUUACUGUCGGGGCCCUUGACGUUCUCACUGGGCUUUAGAGCAUAUCGUUAGAUAUCUUUUUAGUCCUCUGUUUAUCGUCUAUCGAUGAACGCUAUUCGGAUGUAAUCUUGCCUCUCGCUCAAAACAUUCCACUAGGUCGAUGAAUACGCGAUAAUUUCGCAUAGAAAUUCGUUAAUCGAGUGCAUGAAAUUAGAUACUUGAAAUUACUAGUAUAGAACGAUGCUCACGCGUUAUUAUAUUUGUUUUUCAAAUAUAUUAAUAUAGUUUUUAUUCGUAAUGCGCUUUUGCGGAAGACAAACGGACGAGCUUUAACUUACCUUUUAUCUAGAUAUUAUCAGUCUCCAAUAAAAGUGAUUGCAGUGCAUGCGUUGCGAACAAAGAACACUCACGUGUGUGCUUGAAGUUCAUUCAUAGUAUAGGCUGUCGUUAAUAUCUGUGCCUAAUAAUGGUCUGGUCAAGAUAUUCUCACGAAUAUUACAGAACUACGCUAGCUAGGAUAGGUAUCAAAUGCAGGUACCAAUAUAUUUAUGUUUUUGGUUUGCAUCCUUGAGAGCAAUGUUAUUUGAGCCCUACGAGGUCUCGUAAUAGGGCAGGCCCCUUUAUUGAGAAAAAUCUUCUUUCUAUCUCCUGUAAAGUGUUGUUAGCUUAGCCAAGUAUAAAGAGAAAGAGAGAGAGAGUCAAUGAGAAUCACUUAGCCAAACUGUCGUCUCAGAUUUAUGAUGUGAAAAUGCGAAACAUUUAAUCUUUUGUUGAAAACAAUGAAUUUUGCCUUGUUGUACAAUAAAGCGAUGAUUUGAAUGAACGAUCGCUGCUUGCUUCCCGCUUGUUGAAACUUUGUUCAAUCAAGUGCAAUGCAGAAGCUCCAGGGAGAAUGGCCAGAGUCUUUUUUUUCUCUUUUUUUUUAAAGACACGUACAUAUGCAUACAUACGUAUGUAUAGCGACACGUAAGACGUAAUCUUUAUUUGCCACAUCGCAUGUUUUUCUUUUACAUAUAUACUAUUUUUCGACAAUACUAGUUCCCGAUACUAGGGCUCGGAUAGUAUUUCCUGGCGUUUUGCAUAGAGCAUUUGUAUCACAAAAGUCCUUUUACACUCACUCCUUCACUUUGCGGCCUUGACCAAAAGUACUGGACAGUCUCGAGUCUUGCUUUUAAUUAAACUAAUACGACGAAUUGAAAUUACGACGAAUUGAAAUUACGACGAAUAUUGUAACGCGAUUGAUAUCAAGUUUUUUGAAAAAAAUUCGUCAUUUUACCAAUGUAUACUAAAUAUUUUGAUGAGCACAUAAAAAGUGUAUUAUAAUUAUAUAAUAUAAUUACAGCCAUAAUAAUUUGUUGUAUAUACCAUGAAAGUGUUCACACUUUUGGCCAACGCUGCGAGAAUAUACUCGACUAAUUGCGGCGAUAAGAUUCAUAGAGCGUGCGUUGCUUUUUUUUAUAGCGUGACUUAUAAUUUCAAUAGCGCAUCUUUUAUAAUUUUAAUCGGAUGAUGCUUGCGCUUAUUUCUCAAAGCCGAUAAAGCAUUAAUUCCUUUUUCUCACUUUUGAUUGAUCGGAAAGAUUAAUGUUCUGUACCACGCUUUGGCUGAUGCAAGAGAAUAUCGUGGAUGAGACCUCCCUGAGUUAUCGCAUGGUACGUAUAUGACUUAUCAUUUUUCGUUCUAUUUUGCUUUAUUUAUCGCUUGAUUGAAUUUGUCAUGAAGUAGAAUAGUAUACACGCUCAAAUCGUUCACGCAUCGUACUUGUCACGAUGUACUUCAACGGCGCUUCUGAAUUUUUACACGCUACGAAUCGCACUAUACUUCUCUUCUCUCACGCACUUGCUUAAAUUUGUAUUAUCCCCGAAAAGUUCCCGAGUAAACAGAGGGAGGAGAGAAGUACACUUUCAUAAUACAGAUUUCAAGUAAUCGUAGGCCAUGUAUAAGUUGGUUUAAUUCAAAUACGUAAAUUUCUAUCAAUCUUAAGUAAAAACAUUAAUUCCCAAUUAUUGACUUGGCAUUCGUUGAAAUCUUUUCUAUUUAUUUCUCAUAAAUUAUCAAUGAGAUGAAGGAAUCUCUCUGAUUCCUGAGAGAGAGGAUCAGCAGUGCGUGUAUGCCUAAACUUUUCGGGAAUACCGUGUGUUGACUUGAUCAAAAGUGCGUUAUUUUCGUGUAUCGGUGCUUGUGCAAGAAUAGAAGUUUCAUGUGCUUCGUAAUUUCAGCCGGGAAUCGGCCAGGUCGGCGGAGCCGCUCUCCACGUGGUCAGCCCGGCGGAAGGCGGCGGUACCAUAGUAUAGCCAGAACCGGACACCGAGGUCGGUCCACCACGAGAUCACUUGGAAACGUCGCAGGAGUCGUCGCGGGCGUCCGAGAUGCAGUUCCAGCAGACGUACGCGCGCCGACGUCACCUGUAUUACGUGUGGCCGAGCGAAAGUUACUCCGGUACGGUUUAAGCAUGCGGUUCGAGCUGCGAGUCACCGCUCGGUCACGAAGUGGGCAAAUUAAAAUAAAACUUCAAAGGGAAUCCGUUUCCGCGAGAUCGUACGGCCGAUCUUGGAAAUCAGCGGUCGACUUUAAAAUACACGGAUCAUGAUCAGGCCUCCUCAAUCUUUAAUACGAUCUUGAAUCCUUAACAUAUCAGCGGCGUUCUCGACGGUAUCAUUCGACGGAUAAGUCAUCAAGUCGCGCGUUCUGUCACACGCAUGUCAAGCCUGAUGCAGAGUAUUGUCUGUUUCUAAUCAUUUAAUCGUAAAAAUAUAUGUUCUAGAAAGGAAUAGGAAUUCGUUCGAGUGAUGUUAGAGCCGAUAGACACUCGAUUUCGAAAAUUGGAGACUCACGGGCGCGCGAAGUGGAUUCUCUUCUGCGAGUUCUUCUUAAUUCGCCCGCGUUCUACGGGGCGCAGCUCGCGCGUAGCUUAACGCUUAAAGACACACGUGUACACACAGUGCUUUCGUUUUGGUAAGCCGCUCUUCCGGUGCAUAUCAUUUCCUCUUCUUCCUUCCUUUCUUUUCCUCGACAUUGUCGCAACGGCGACGACGACGAUGACGUUACGCGGUCUCACGCCUCUUUUCUGAUAGAAGAGAUCCGCGAAUCAGAAGCAAUCUGUGUAUACAUGUACAUACGUAUACGUGUGUAUGUCUAAUGAUCGUGACAAAUAUAUCUUGUACCAUUCCAGAAUAAAAUUUCGCGGUAAAACGCGACGCGCGCGUCCCGAACGGCGGGAACGCGGGCUUCCGGCGCCACCGGAAGCGUUUCCGUGUAUUUAAUUAAUUUGAAGCGUUGAAUUUCAUAUAGACUUAAGCCACGUCCGCGAGCGAGACUCGACUUUAGGAGCGAAAGAGUACAAUAUGUAAUGUAAUAUGAAUAACUUAUCCCGACUUGCUCAUUGCGAUGCCGUACGUUGAAUAGGGUUGUUCAGCGAUACGUGAAGCGUACGUUUACAGAGGCACGUUGUUCUUAGAAAAUGUGUCCGGAAAAUGUCUCGGUAUGUCUCGAGCAUCUCGCCUGGACAGCUGCAGAAGCAACUAAAGAACAUUCCCUCACAGAAUUGUUUUAUCAACUGAUUUCUUUCAGUUAGAAACGCGUGACUUGGGUCUCUAUCAUUCUCAAUGCUUCAUUUAUUCUGAUCGAUCGUUUCGGAGGAGAUAUUCCGCAAGGCGAUACUAGUUUUUAAUUUAUGCGUAAAUACGUAUAGAGAGUCGUUAUAUCGUAUUACAACGGGAUACAACGUUACAUUAUCACGGAUGAAUUGCCCGUUUUCUCGGCAGUUCGUUUGUUCCGUCAAUCAGCUUCGAUCAUGAGCAUUCCCGCGUGAUUCAGGGAUUAAAUAUUUAUACCGUUAUUGUAUUCCCGGACAUCUGAGUUGUCUAAUUCGCACUCGCGCAAUGACUCAUCGCAGCACCGUUUACUUGAACGUAUUUAUUUGCCUUGGAAGACUUGAUGUUAUUUAUGUGGGAAGGCUGUAAGUCAAUCAUUAUCGGAAACUUAUCUUUUGUCGAGAAAAGCGAUGUGUCAAAGUCGAUAACGCUCUAAAAGCCAGUAAUUCGUGAGGUGCAAAAUUGCAACGCGAGAAAAUCUUUCUCUUUUUGCACAUGUGUGAAGUCUUACUUAACUUCUUUCAAGAUUUAUGCUUGCUUACAUUUACAGUCUUUUCAUUGUGUCAAGUCAACGCUUCUUAAGUGUUGAACGACAUUUUUGUCCACGUUUCGCAACGCAGAAAUUCAAUCAAGACACCGAUAUAUAUACUACUACCGAUAAAAGGAUCGAUUCGAAAAACUUUUCGUUCGUUUUUCGAUAUUUUCGCUCGCAUACGACGGGUUUACCUUACCUUCGAGACGCACGACGACGAUAUUGUAAUAUUAUUCUAGCAAGUGCAAAUCCGCUGAGGGUAUGCUGUGAUAUGCAUGUAGUAGGCGAUGACACUGACAAAUGAUCCGAGCGAUGAAAGUUACUUCCAGGCACUCCUCGUGCACCGAAACGGGCGACCGAACUUGUAGGAUAACACGCGUAACCGCUGAUUAGUUUCUUACUUAUAGACAACAACCGAAGCCGGCCUGCGACACACCAGACUAUAAUCCAUCUGACGAUUCUGCAAGAAGAUAGCCGGAUGAAUUUAACUCGACUCGAGAGAAAUCCAUCUUCAAUCGAUUUCAUAUCGAUCAUUUAAUCUUUGAAAUCGCGGAAUGAAGUCAUUUGAUCUUUUGUCCUUUUCUUAUCCCUUUUUAUCCCUACUGGCAAACAAACAAUAUAAGACAAGUCAGUAAUGCGAAGUACAAACAUGAAAGAAUUCAGAUAAUAUUAUCAGAUAAUAAAUAUUUUUAAAUAUCAAGAGAAGAAAUAGAAAAAGACAUUUUCAAUCUAAUCCUCCAUUUAAAAGACUGGAAGAAUAAUUUCCUGCGUAUUCGUAAGGUAAAUUUCUGUCGGCUCGUUUUAAGUUCAUCCCCUUUUGCAGAGGAGAUCUAUAAAGUUCCUAUUUCAUAAGUUAAACGACGAGCACUCAUGAUUCAUGUGCUCAAAACGCCUGAUUUCGGUCGGUGAUCGAUUUUUGUUGGGAAUACGCUCUCGUGUAAGAUGAAUGAAAAGCUUCAACGAUCAACGAGGAUGAUCGGGUGUAUUUUCGGACGUGGUGGACGUUCACAUGGGUGAACGAACGAGUUGACGUGCAUUUGAGGUAAACAAAAACCUUGCGUUUUCGCUUUCGAACGUGCGCAAUUGAGUCGUCUUUCGGAAGUUUAAUUGGAUGCUUCUAAAAUACAUCUACGUUUACAAUAAUUUCAAUGAAGAUCAACAGAAUUCAAUAACUUGUAAUAAUAAAAUUACUUUAAACUCACAAUAAUGUAAAGAAACUCGCCAUCACGUAAAAAAAAGAACAGAAAACUUGAUCUUUGUCCGAGACGUAUCGUGACGAAAGUUGCACGAAUAAUUGCGACAUUGCAAAUCGCGCUAAUAAGUAUCUCAUUGUUUCACAGUGAGUCAUAGACAACACUUACGAACAAUUAAUAAAUAACGAGUUCGCCCCUCAAACUGCUGGUAACAGGAGACAUGUAAUUCACUGUAAACCGCAUGUGAAAAGUUGUUUGUAAAAACAAUAUAUUCCUAAUCAAUCUAA